AUGAGCCUCAUCCCUGAUCUGAUGAGCCUCUCCCUGUCACCCCCCUUCCCUGCCCCACCCACACCCCUUCCCUCUCAGUCCACGCGGCACACGGUGGCAACGCUGCAAAGGCAGGUGUUCCAGCAGUGUGCAGCAGCCCUCGAACCCCAGAUACAGGAGCAUCUGCUGUGGGCUCAUGAGAAUGCCGAGGCUGAUGCCCCUCUCCCUGCACGCUCAUUCCUCCCUUCCACACGGCACACGGUGGCCACGUUGCAGAGGCAGGUGUUUCAGCAGCGAGCAGCCGCCCUGGACCCCCAGAUACAGGAGGCUCUGCUGUGGGCCGACAAGGCUCAAGAAAGCCACGAGGGUCAUGAAGCGCCUGUUGCUGCUGCAGCCGCUACAGACAGCGCUGCUGCCUCUGAUGGUUUGUCUGCAGGGGAUGCAUUAACAGCCCCUGGUAGAACGGACGGUGCUGAUGAUUCAACCGUGUCUGGUGGAAACGGUGCUGCUCGCCCUGCUCCCGUACCUGUGGGGCGCAGGCUCGUGGUAACUGCGCAGUUCCCGGACCUGGCGUCCGGGGCUGUGCGGUCGGUUCGGGGGCUGCUGGUUGGGCAACUGGAGGCGCUUCCCCCUUUCCUGCAGGAGGAGGGGGAGGACUGGGCGGAGGAGGGGGAGAGUGGGGAGGAGGGGGGCAGUGAUAUUGGGAGAGAGCUAAUCAGAGCGCAGUACGACCCCACCGACCAAUCAGAGCUCGCCAUGUCAGCAGCGGACGGGCGGCAGCUCGUCGGCAGGUACCUCUGGCCGGAUGGCCGGCAGGAAGAGGCGGAUGAGACGGCUGGGUGGCAGCGGGCGGCAAAGCUGAAACUCUUCCUGCCGCCCGUGCCGGAGAUGCUACAGGGAUGGCUCAGUGACAGGCGGCGGCAGCAGCAGGUGACGGAGAUGGGGAGGUGCGAGUAUGAGGAGGGGAAGGUGGGCAGGCGGGUGGAGGCGCUGAGGAGGCGGAUUGCAGGCAUGCAGCCGGCCGGGUGGCAGGAGUUUGUUCAGGUGGUUCAGGUGCUGGCUCAGGCUGAGGCGCUGGACCCGGAGAGCAGCACGCUCAUGCCUCUUGGGGAGAUUGCUGCCAAGGUGCGAGGGGUGAACGAGUUGUGGAUAGCAGUGGCGCUCUCCCAUCCUUCCCUCCCGCGCCUCUCUCCCCCAGCCAUUGCGGGGUGCUGCGCUGCUCUGGUGUCUGAAGGCAUGCGCAUGCGCACAGGCGACGGCAGUUCGCCCUCCUUCCCCUAUGAGCCCUCCUGGGAGGUGCAGGAGUGGGUGUACGAGGCAGAGGAGCGCCGCGAUUGGCUGAUGCAGCUCCAGCUGGCUGCCAACGUGGCAAUCCCUGCUGACCUGGACGCGCAGUUCGCUGGAGUGGUGGAGGCGUGGGCGCAGGGUGUGACGUGGCGCCAGCUCAUCGCUGACUGUGCGGGGCUGGACGAGGGGGACAUUGCACGGCUGCUAAGGCGCACCAUUGACUUGCUCUCUCAGAUCCCAUACCUGCCCGGCAUUGACCCCUCAUUGGCCAAGGCAGCAAAGCAGUCCGCUUAUGUCAUGGAACGACCGCCCAUCUCCGAGCUCAUUGGCUGA
Molecule: messenger RNA, 1599 nt
Organism: Closterium sp. Yama58-4
Lineage: Eukaryota; Viridiplantae; Streptophyta; Zygnematophyceae; Desmidiales; Closteriaceae
Source: the annotation of a GenBank genome assembly